UAUAUUGUCCACUAGAGGUUGGGCCCCAACACGGAUUUCUUUCAUGUCCUAGUACUAAUUGAGCAAGUUACUCAAUUCGUACCCUCAUUAAACUGAAAUUCUGCUUAAGGGGAAGUAUGUUUUUGAAUUACUGGGGAUGUAAAAUUAAAAUCUACGUCGGGCCCAACCUCCAGAGGAUAGUACAUAAGCAAAUGAUGCACGGAAUAGUCUUGGAGCCAAACUAAUGGAAAAAGGGGCAAGAUGGAGAGAGUCUGUGGUUAUUACACUUUCAGUACAUUGGUCUUCUCUCUUACCAUAAAACUUAACAAUGAUAGACUGAUUAUUUAUUGAUUCUGUUGAAUUGAUGAUCUCUAGAUGAAGAAACACGGGUACCAAAAAGUUUUGGCUGAAUUUGUUAAUGUUAUGCAGGUUGCAGAGGCUUUGCCAGUAGAUGAUGCUUCUGUUGAUGCAGUUGUUGGAACACUUGUUCUAUGUUCAGUAAAAGAUGUUGAUAUGACGUUGCAAGAGGUGAGGAGGGUGCUUAAGCCGGGUGGUUUUUUUGUUUUUGUGGAACACGUGGCUGCAAAUGAUGGGACGAUUCAUAGACUCGUCCAGGGGGUUCUUGAUCCGUUGCAGCAGAUGGUUGCUGACGGGUGUCAUCUCACCAGGAAUACAGGAACCAGUAUAGCUAAAGCCGGCUUUUCGGAUCUUGAUAUUAAUCAGGUUGUUUUAUCAACUGCAUCACUAGUAAAUCCCCAUAUCUAUGGAAUAGCUCGCAAGUAGCUCCAAAGUGGCAUUGAUUGUUCAUACAUAUGACUUUAUGCAUAAACGAAUAUUUUGAUGUUUUUCUCUGUUAUCCAAGAGCUUGUCAGUGUUCUACUACCAAUCCAUGUCAGAUGAGCAUAUAAUUACAGAUAGAUGUGCGGAAGACUCGAUUUAUUUACUGUUUUAUCAAAAGUCUGAAAAUUCGUAACGUUUGCUAUGUAAGUGACAUAAUUUUAUAGCAGGUUCAUCUGAAAAAAUUUAGAUCUUAUGCUGUUAUAUGUUAA
This is a messenger RNA of Olea europaea var. sylvestris, 1028 nucleotides long. Its product is annotated as methyltransferase-like protein 7A. Bases 355 to 762 code for a protein of 135 amino acids. Lineage: Eukaryota; Viridiplantae; Streptophyta; Magnoliopsida; Lamiales; Oleaceae. The record is from RefSeq and is a predicted model, not a curated record. The transcript has 3 exons. Gene Ontology annotation, molecular function: S-adenosylmethionine-dependent methyltransferase activity.